Coffea eugenioides is the source of this 1610-nucleotide messenger RNA. Its product is annotated as syntaxin-71-like. Gene Ontology annotation, biological process: intracellular protein transport; vesicle fusion. Gene Ontology annotation, molecular function: SNAP receptor activity; SNARE binding. The transcript is spliced from 9 exons. The record is from RefSeq and is a predicted model, not a curated record. Gene Ontology annotation, cellular component: endomembrane system; membrane; SNARE complex. Bases 153 to 950 code for a protein of 265 amino acids. NCBI's taxonomy places the organism in Eukaryota, Viridiplantae, Streptophyta, Magnoliopsida, Gentianales, Rubiaceae.
CAAUAAUUAACAACAGUUAAAACCCACCCUUUGGCCUCUCUCUCUCUCUCUCUCUCUCUAACUCUAACUUCAAUCCUGACACUAGUUCUUCGUCGGUGAUCUUAUCAGAAGAAAAGGGGAAAAGAGCCAAAAACAAUUUUGAUUGUUAGAAGAUGAGUGUGAUUGAAAUUCUCACUCGCGUCGACGCGAUCUGUAAGAAGUAUGACAAGUACGACAUCGACAAGCAGAAGGACGCCAACAUCGCCGGCGACGAUGCCUUCGCUCGCCUAUACUCUGCCAUCCAAUCUGACAUCGAAGCCGCUCUUCAGAAAGCUGAAACAGCUGCCAACGAGAAGAAUAGGGCAUCAGCAGUAGCCAUCAAUGCUGAGAUUCGUCGAACCAAGGCGAAGUUACUGGAGGAGGUUCCCAAACUCCAGAGAUUGGCUGUCAAGAAGGUUAAGGGGCUUUCGGGUGAAGAACUUGCUGCUCGUAAUGAUCUGGUACUUGCUCUUCCAGAUAGGAUUCAAGCCAUACCAGAUGGUGCUGCUGCAGCACCCAAGCAAUCUGGAGGCUGGGGAGCUUCUGCUUCUCGUACAGAAAUAAAAUUCGAUUCAGAUGGGCGUUUUGAUAGUGAUUAUUUUCAACAAACUGAUGAAUCAAACAACUUCAGACAAGAGUAUGAAAUGCGGAAAGUGAGACAGGAUCAAGGUUUGGAAGUCAUAUCAGAAGGUUUGGAUACACUGAAAAACAUGGCCCACGAUAUGAAUGAGGAGUUGGAUAGACAAGUUCCUUUAAUGGAUGAGAUUGACACCAAGGUAGAUAAAGCGACAUCUGACCUGAAGAAUACAAAUGUCAGACUUAAGGAUACUGUAAAUCAGCUGAGAUCUAGUCGAAAUUUCUGUUUUGAUAUCAUUUUGUUGUGCAUUAUUUUGGGAAUUGCAGCCUACUUAUACAAUGUACUAAAGAAGUGAAAGUGGUUGAAAAGUUUGGACGCUAAUGUAUAAUGUUGGCCUUUGGAUUUCCCUUGCAUCAAUUGGAGGUGUUUUUGCUUCAGCUUGGUUGUAGAGUUGGAUAUAUUUUUUAAGCUUUUUAUGUUUGCUUUUAAUGCAUUUGUUGGCUGUUGCAUAUUGAUUUCGGCAUAGAGAUUAAUUGUAAUAGCCUAUAUUACCUACUAAGGCUCUUGUCUUUCUACUUGAAGUUUAUUUCCUGUCUUGUAUGUUCUUAAAAUUUAUGAAUUCUGACAAACAUGAGUCGAGCUGGUUCAGAAAUGACUUGAUGGACUUUCUUGAAAAUCAAAGCUGAUAUCCCGAUGAAUUGUCAACCGCUACUAGCCUGAGCUGCUCUUGUUAUCGCAAAUGUGGUCAUUUUAGAUUUGUUUGUUUGUUUGUUGUGAAAUGGCAACAUCAGAGUGGCGGUUUGUGGUUAUACGCUAUGUCAGAGAAUUAGGCUGCUGUAAUUGAUGCAAAGCGACUUGUAUGCUGCAGGCUUGCUGGACUGGCAUUAGUGUUGGUCUGCAGUAACUUAUUGCGUUGAUCAAAUCAGAUCUGUAUUGUUGCGACAGUUGCAUUUGAUUACAUAUGGAGGUUGCCUCUCACCAGUCAUGUUUGUCAGUAAAGAUAUGUUUGUCAGUU